This is a messenger RNA of Pristis pectinata (smalltooth sawfish), 2426 nucleotides long. RefSeq names its product P2Y purinoceptor 14-like. The coding region runs from base 184 to 1197 and encodes 337 amino acids. Gene Ontology annotation, biological process: G protein-coupled receptor signaling pathway. NCBI's taxonomy places the organism in Eukaryota, Metazoa, Chordata, Chondrichthyes, Rhinopristiformes, Pristidae. The transcript has 2 exons. Gene Ontology annotation, molecular function: G protein-coupled purinergic nucleotide receptor activity. The record is from RefSeq and is a predicted model, not a curated record. Gene Ontology annotation, cellular component: membrane.
UGCAUUUAGCAAAUUGAUCAACUUUACAAGGGAAGAACAUUGCCAGCUAACCUUCUGCUUUUACUUGUGCAGGAAUUUCUACCAACGGCCACACGUUAAAGUUGCAGAGGAACAAGCACCACCAAUUUUCCAUCGUAUCGACAGGCUCUCCUCGUCCCCUGAACUCUGAGUGCAGGUGUACCUAUGGCAACUUCAAAAGAAAUCUACCCAGUUCCAAACAGAACAACGUCAACCAAUUUCACUACCUCUGACUGCAACUUUACAUUGGAAGGUUUUAUAACAUUUAAGAUCAUUGCCUAUACAAUUAUUUGUACAAUUGGACUCAGUCUCAAUGGUCUUGCAUCCUGGGUGUACUUCUGUCACAUCCCCAGUACCAACACCAUCAUCUUCUACCUGAAGAACCUCGUCAUAGCCGACAGCUUGCUGGUCCUCUCGCUACCAAUAAAGAUCCUCAAAGACAGCAAAUUCUCCCCACACCUGAACAAAAUUUACUGCGGCUUUAUAGCGUGCAAUUUCUAUUUGAACAUGUACUCCAGUGUUCUAUUUCUGGCUUACAUUGCAGCCACCAGAUACCUCAAGAUCGUCAGACCUCUCAACAGUCUAGCAUUUCAAAACCUGAAGACUGCUAAGCGUCUCUCUCUGGGAACCUGGUGUGUUCUCCUCCUCCUUGGAAUACUGUUUAUUAUUCUGAUGAACUUGGCUGACAACCCGCAACAAGUUAGCACUCACAUCUGUUUGAAAGUUGGGAAGGAACAGAAGGCUAUAUAUUUGUUUACCCACAUUGUAGGCUUGGUCAUGUUUUUCUUUGUGUUAGCAGGAGUUUGUUACUGUUACUUACAGAUUUCAAGUCAGCUCCACUUGUCACCUUCUUCGCGGUCCCUGAAGAAGCAAGCCAGGGCAAAGAACAACAUUCUAAUCCUGCUUGCUGUGUUCUUUAUUUGUUUUGUACCCUACCACAUCGUAAAGUUUCCUUACUUAUUAAGCCAGACAGAUUUUAUUUCAGACUGCUAUUGGCAAAGAGUUUUAUACCACACUAAAGAGGCUUCCCUCUUACUGUCAACACUCAAUGCAUGCUUUGAUCCGGUUAUCUAUUUUCUGUUUUGCAAGGCAUUUAGGUCAAAGUUAGGUCUGGAUAAAAAAGUUAUGGCGCCCAAUGAGAUUAGCGUGCCUGUUAAUGCAUCACAUUUCGUGCACUGAUCUUUCACAUCAACAGCAAGAGAUUGUGCAUCCUAUCCCACUUUAGAGAAUUAUAGUGUGUGGCACAGCGAUGCCUCAGUCCUGUCCUCCCAGUCCUUUCUCUAUGGAGUUUGACCACGGGGGCUCCCCCCAACAUCCCAAAGAUGUGCAGGUUGGGAGUUAAUAGGCUACUGGAAAUUAUCCCCAGUGCGUAGGUGAGAAGCAAAAUCUGGGGAGAGUUGAUAGGAAUGCAGGGAAAAUAAAAUAGGAUUAGUGCAGAAUUAAUUUGACGGUCAGCAUGGAUUCGGCGAGCCCGUUUCUGUGCUAUAUUACCCAAUGAGUAUGCUCCGUAAAGAUUAAAUAUUUACUCUCCUGAGAUCAUGUACAAAUUGUCCAAUCAUAGGUCAGACCCCACUUAACCCCAAGAGAGAGUCAACCAAACUUCCAAUCAGUUGAUCCAGAUACUUUUUUUUUAAAAUGUGUUAAAGAAACAGUUUAAGAUCCUAUUCAGUAAUACUGAGCUGUAUUAACUGUGAUGAACUGUGCUUUAACCAAAACACUAUUUUCACUUGUCAUUAUUCACAAAGCCAACUUUUUAAAGGCUUGCAACACACACAAAAUGGUGGAGGAACUCAGCAGGUCAGGCAGCAUCUAUAAAGGGAAACGAACAGUCAACGUUUCGGGCCGAGACCCUUCAUCAGGUCCUCCAUAGGUGCUGCCCGACCUGCUGAGUUCCUCCAGCAUUUUGUGUGUGCUGUUCCAGAUCUCCAGCAUCUGCAGAAUCUGUGUCUUCAUUUUAAAGGCUUGGAUGUUCACAAGACAGAGAGACAGAAAGCACAGGAAGAGAGGGGCAUACGUCACACAGGUGGUAGAAAGUAACAGCUGAAUCAUUUGACCCUUCAUCAGGACUCAUUAAGUAAUGUUUUCCUGCCCAGCACACUCAAAUGCAUUAUUACAAUCAGUCACAGGAGGGCAGCACAGUGGUGCAGCUGGUAAAGCUGCUGCCUCUCAGUGCCCAGUGACCCAGGUUCAAUCCUGACCUCUGGAGCUACCUAUUUGGAAUUGCUGCAUCUGUAGUGAGAUUUCCCCAAUUUCCUCCCGCAUCCCAAAGAUGUCCUGCUCGGUAGAUUACCACUGGUGUGUUAGUGAGAGACAGGAGGGAACCUAUUCUCAGAGCCCAAAAUAAAUUGGGAAGAAAGAUCAUAUGCACACAAAAUGCUGGAGGAACUCAGCAGGUCAGGCAGCAUCUA